Theileria orientalis strain Shintoku is the source of this 384-nucleotide messenger RNA. RefSeq lists its product as hypothetical. NCBI's taxonomy places the organism in Eukaryota, Apicomplexa, Aconoidasida, Piroplasmida, Theileriidae. Bases 1 to 384 code for a protein of 127 amino acids. The transcript is spliced from 3 exons. The record is from RefSeq and is a predicted model, not a curated record.
AUGGUCAAAAAAACAGAUCUUAAGAAAUCGGAUUUAUUGAAAAUUCUCAAUUCUUCAUCCUCUCUUAGAGAGAAGAAUAAGGCUGUUAAGCUAUUGAAGAAGUUUGACCCUAAUCCUAAGAAACAUUUGGACUCAUCUUUUCAACCUAAUCAGGCUACAGUGACUAAAUACUCAUCGCUACAGUCAUUUAUGUGUUGGAGGUGUGAUAAGAUUAAACAGACGAUGACGAAGGUUAAGUGGGAAACCAAGGAAGGUAGGAAUAGUUUAUUUUUUCAAUACACACAGGAUUUUGGUCUGAAGUAUAUAUGUACAACAUGUUACACAAAUCUGGCUACGUAUCUAGAAGUGGCUAGAGUCAGAAACCUAAACACAAAUUUCAAAUAA